Messenger RNA from Glycine soja, 1783 nucleotides. RefSeq names its product U-box domain-containing protein 30-like. Gene Ontology annotation, biological process: protein ubiquitination. The record is from RefSeq and is a predicted model, not a curated record. The transcript has a single exon. The coding region runs from base 444 to 1721 and encodes 425 amino acids. Lineage: Eukaryota; Viridiplantae; Streptophyta; Magnoliopsida; Fabales; Fabaceae. Gene Ontology annotation, molecular function: ubiquitin protein ligase activity.
CUCGGCCGCAGUAUUUGUUCUUGUAGUCUGUAGAAUUCAUAUUGUUCUUUUCAAACACUAUUCUUACUUGUUUUUCUAUUUCCUUUUUAAAAUUAUGGUCCGGGGUCGAUGAUUUCCUACACUUUUUCGAAGCUUGAGGAGGAAGAGUGCCUCGGUAUUGGCGAUGAAAAAUUAAGACUCAAUCAUGGCGUUCAUGAUGAAUAAGCGGGGCACUACUUUUUUGACCAAAGAAAGGCAACAAAAAUAAAAGAAGCAAAGGGUGGAAAUAAAAGUUGUCCCUUUGACAAGCACUUCUUAGCUCGCUAUCUCUCCACUUUUCUUUAUUGCUCCCUCCCUCCUCUCUCCCACACGCUUCUUCUUAUCCUCGUUCCCAAAUUUUCCCUUCAAUUCCAUUUCACAUCCUACCUUCAACUUCCACUAUUAGAAAGUGCACGUAUGCAACAAUGCUUCUUUACCAGCCACUCAAAGAAGAGGUAGAAACCACCAUCAUGAUGAAGGGCGACAACGUUUUGGAUCUGAAAACAUUAAUUGAGGAGCUUGAGUCAUCAACAAUUGAAGUCCCUUCCGUUUUCAUCUGCCCAAUUUCACUUGAGCCAAUGCAAGACCCGGUGACCCUUUGCACGGGACAAACCUACGACCGUUCCAACAUCCUCAAAUGGUUCUCCCUCGGUCACAACACGUGUCCCACGACAAUGCAAGAGCUUUGGGAUGAUUCUGUCACACCAAACACCACUCUUUACCACUUCAUACUCUCUUGGUUCUCGCAGAAGUAUUUGGUCAUGAAGAAGAAGCUCGAGGACGUGCAAGGCACAGCCUUGGAGCUCUUGGACACGUUAAAGAAGAAGGUAAAGGGUCAAAAUAGAGUUCGAGCUCUCAAAAAACUUCGCCAACUCGUUGAUUCCCACGUGUCCACGAGGAAAACCGUUGAGGAAAAUAAUGGUUCUUCUUUGAUUUCUUCAUUGUUGGGUCCUUUCACUUCCCACGCUGUUGGGUCCGAAGCUAUUGGGAUUCUCGUGAAUUUGGAGUUGGGUUCGGAGUUGAAGAGAAAUCUCAUGCACCCCGCGAAGGUGUCGUUGUUGGUUGACAUCAUGAACGAGGGAACAAUUCAGACAAAGAUGAAUUGUGCCAAAUUGAUUCAAACGUUGUUGGUCGAAGGUAACCCUUCCGAGACAGUUGUUUUAUCAAGUUUGAGUCUUUUGGUUGGGGUGUUGAGGUUAGUGAGAGAUAAGAAACACCCAACUAGUGUUUUAACCGGACUCAUAUUACUCAAAAUUGUAUGUUCACGUGAACCGGUUAGAAGCUCGAUUAUAAGCAUAGGAGCGGUGCCUCAAUUGAUUCAGCUUUUACCCACUUUGAAUAACGAGUGUUUGGAGAUAGCACUUCAUAUUCUUGAGGUUUUGUCAACACUUCCUGAAGGUAGAUUGGCUUUGAAAGAGUGUCCAAAUAUUAUUCCCAAUGUGGUCAAGUUGUUGAUGAGAGUUUCGGAGAGUUGCACACAAUUUGCAUUGUCGAUAUUGUGGGCUAUUUACAAGCUUGCCCCGGAGGAAUGUGCUUCGAAAGCUGUGGAGGCAGGGUUGGCGGCGAAGCUACUACUAGUAAUUCAGAGUGGUUGCAACCCUGUGUUGAAGCAGAAAUCUACCGAGUUUUUGAAAAUGUGUAGUCUAGAUUACUCUACUAGUAUUUUUAUUUCCAAAUGUAUGCUUACUGCAACAAUACAAUGAAAUUCAAAACCAAAACAAAUUUGUUCAUAAUUAAAUAACUUCAUACGUACAUGUUUUUUUUU